GCGUCCAGAGUGAGGCGUCCCACCAGCAGUUGUCACUUGUGCAGCAGUCGAUGGCACAUGUGCUGCUCUGAGUUGGAGCCUGUCUCUCCUCAGGACUGUAUCCCUCUGUGAUCUUUCACUUGGACUAUCUCGCUCUUUUUCAAAUUAACCGGCCUCAAUCCAAAAUCCAGACUUCUUCUUUUUCUGUUUGUGUCAGAGCACUUCUACACCGCCUUUUGGCAUCUUUAAUCUUUGACGGAGCUGCCCAGCUGAGGUGAAGGGGAGGGCAGAGGAUCCCAGUUCAGCCUGAGUGUGGAUGACCUGCCCCCAGAAACAGGACCAUGAUCUGAAAAGGACGCCUCACACCGAACCCCAUUUUUUCCUCUCCUCCUCCUCCCUAUUUUUUUUCUUUCUUUUUUUUUUUUUUUUGUUUGGAUAAAUCUACGAGGUGACAGCCUCUCUGCCUCGCUGCUUCUAUCAGAGUCAGCGUGCACGGAGAGGACAAACUGAAAGACAUUUAAGGAGGAAGAAAUACAGCGACAGCCAUCCGUGACCUCUGACCUCGCCACUCCCCCUUGCCCCUCCCACCGCCACACCGGAAACAUGGGGAGGAAAAAGAUUCAGAUUCAGAGGAUCACUGACGAACGCAACAGACAGGUGACGUUCACCAAGAGGAAGUUUGGUCUGAUGAAGAAGGCCUAUGAGCUGAGUGUCCUGUGUGACUGCGAGAUCGCCCUCAUCAUCUUCAACCACUCCAACAAGCUGUUCCAGUAUGCCAGCACCGACAUGGACAAGGUCCUGCUCAAGUACACCGAGUACAACGAGCCGCACGAGAGCCGGACCAACGCCGACAUCAUCGAGACGUUGCGAAAGAAAGGCUUUAACGGCUGCAACAGCCCCGAGCCCGACGGAGAUGACUCCAUCGACCAAAGCCCGCUAAAUGAAGAGAAGUACCGCAAGACCGAGGACCUGGACAGCCUCUUCAAACGCUACGGCUCCACAGUCCCACAGCCCACCUUCUCCAUGCCAGUCACCGUGCCAGUAUCCAAUCAGAAUGCAGCGGCAGCGGCGGCAGCAGCCCUCCAGUUCAGUAACAACCCCGGCGGCGCCCUGGUCACCACCACCUCCUUCGUCACCUCCACCCUCACAGACCCCCGCCUCCUGUCGCCACAGCAACCAGCUCUGCAGAGGAACGCUGUGUCGCCAGGGUUACCACAGCGACCAGCCAGCGCAGGAGCUCUGUUAGGAGGAGAUCUGGGGAAUUCAAAUGGAGCGUGCCCGAGUCCAGUCCCAAACGGCUACAUCAGUGCCAGGGCCUCCCCGGGCCUCCUCUCCGUAUCCAACGGCAACAGCCUGGGGAAAGUAGUCCCGGCUAAGUCUCCGCCUCCGCCCAGCCCUCAGAUGGUCAACAGCCGCAAGCCGGACCUGAGGGUCAUCACCUCGCAGAGUGGCAAGAGCCUCAUGCAGCUGACAGAGGAAGAGCUGGAGUUGGUGAGUGAGAAUGCUCAGCGGCUAGGUGGCUCCCAGGUGGCGCAGUCGCUCACCACGCCAGUGGUCUCCGUGGCAACACCCAGUCUCCUAGCGCCCUUCUCCGGCAUGCAGACGGCCUACAACACUGAGUACCAGCUGACGAGUGCAGAUCUCACAGCGCUCCAGACGUUCACACCACCAGGGCUGGUGCCUGGCAACAUGGCUGCCUGGCAACAGCAACAGCAACCAGCAGUCUCCCAGCAACAACAGCAGCAGCAGCAGCAGCCCGGCCUGGCGUCGCUCAGUAACUUGGUCAUGUGGGGUGCAGAGAAACAGAGUGCGGAGAUGGUUAACUGCAUCUCCACUUUUGCUGCUAACCUGAGCCUGGCCUCUCAGUCCAACUUGCUCUUUGGCAGGGAGGAGGGCCUCUGCUGGCCGGUGGGUCACAUAUCUCAGAGUGCCGCACUGACAGUCAACACAAACCCAAAUGUCAACAUUAAGUCCGAACCUGUCUCACCAAACCGCGACCGCAGCACUCCCAGCUCCAUCAGCGGCGGCGGGGGAGGUGGAGGCGGAGGAGGCCAGGUUCAACUGCAGGGACAAGGUCUGGUGUCGGUCGCCUACCCGGGGACCCUGCGCCUGGAAGUGGGAGGUCAAGGACGCUCGCCAGUCGACAGCCUCAGCAGCAACGGCAGCUCGUACGAAGGCAGCGACCGGGACGACGGCACCCAGGGACGAGGCGGAGCUCAAGACUUCCUCCACCAGGCGGGCGCCGGGGGCCAACAGCCCACCAUGGUCCUCAUGCGGCCCCCUUCAGCCGAGCCCCAGGAGCAGGACGGGACCAACGUCAAGAGAAUGAGACUGGAUGCCUGGGUCACAUGAAGAGGUGACCGCAGAGGGAUGGAUGGACGGACGGACAGAUGGAGAAUGGAGAUGUGUACUUGUGGCUUGUGUACAUGCCCCCACCAGCCCUUAUGCCCCUGAGCUCCCUCUUUGUGCACACACACACACACACACACACACACACACACAUAUUAUAUAUAUAAAUAUAUAUACCCGCCAUCGACCCAGUAACCUACUGUCCACACAGGAAACGCUGACCUCACACACACAGACACACAGACACAACACAAGCAUGCUAACACACCGUCAUGUCACACGGAUGGACACUGACACACACUUGUAUGACAAUGUGCAUACACAUUUGAACUCUAAUGUACUUUCACACACACGAAACCCCAGAGGGGUUGAGCCACAGAACCAGGGAUUAUUUGUCAAACAAUUUAUUCAGCUGUAUUUGAAUAGAAGUGAAUUGUUGUUAACGAGGCCACGGUGGCUUGUAAAAUCCUAAAUUUGGCCACUCGGACUAUUUCACCCAACAGCCGCUGGCAGAGCAGACACACACCUUGGUUUCCCAGCAUGCCCUGCAUUUGGUGAGCGGCUGGUGGUGUUCUCCCUCCCUCUUGUCCUUACCGUCUGUAACUACGCUGCUUUCAGUCAGCGCCACCAAGUGAGUCCACUUGUUUGUACACAUCGGCCCGACCACGGCUGUGUUGCUAUCGCUCUAGAUUCUUGGGCCGUUUUGCUCUUUUUAAAGCGUGGAGUUUUUGUCCUUCUGUCUUGACUGUUGAUCUUUAGAGUUUGGAUUCGUCUCAGUUUUGAAUAUGAAGACACUAAAAGAAAACGUCGCCUCCCUCCCCAGCCGAGCCAGCGGCCACGUCCACAGGCCGGCACUUUGGCCCUGCACGAGAGACUGAUGACCCGCGGGUCUUUAUUUAAUCUGAACCAUGCAGACUAGCUGUAAAACCAGUGAUUUGUUGUCGAGGUAAAAGACUGCUUUUCUUUGUAUCAGGGACGAGCUGCAGCAGCUCAAUGACACAGAUACUCCUAGUUUCGCCCACAUCUUGUCAACUACAGAUGCUGAAAAGGACGUGUGUGUGUUUGGUGUGUGUGUGUGUGUAUGUGUGUGUGUGGUUUGUUACCUCAACUGGUCGUUUUUUAACAGUAAUUUAGGCAAAAUGUUCAUUCUGACUUUCAUCCUUCGAACACACACCUGCAAUGCACACAGCUGAAAUUAUUUUUGUGAAGCGACUCAUGUUUUGAAUAGAUAGCUGAUGUUCAAAGGGGAGAUGGCGAGGUACCGUGUAUAUAAGCAAUCUGUAACCUUUGUGGCUUUUGUGUGACAGGGAUGAAGUGUUAUUGAAGGUUAAAAAAAAAAAUCAUAUACAAGUAUAUAUUAAAACGGCUUCAGGCGGCAGGGAUGGCGGCUCUGCAUCUGGAGCAGGAGACUACAACAGACGACAGGGAUUGUAUAUAUAAACUUUAUAUUCGGCAGGAUAUCCCUCAACGAAAGAGAAAAAAAACAUGUUGAUUCUCAGCGCAUCGGUCUCUUUUUUAUUAUUAUUUAUGCGUGUAUAUAAAGUGUAACGUUUGGACGAGCCAGCAGAGGGAGCUGUAGAGGCAGAAAGGGAAGACGUAGCCGCGGUGACUCAGACUGUUUUAAGUGAGUAAUGGUUAGGACUCUGUCACUGAUGGAGCGCACUUUACCUGAACCCCCACCCCUGACCCUUAACACACCUGACCCCUGGACACACACACACACACACACACACACACACACACUAGGGUUAGACUGAUACCUACUUAUAAGGCUUCUGUUAUUCCACAGAUACAAUUCAAAGUUUGCAGUUUUUAUUUAAUCCUCUAUAAUUAUUUAUUUCUGUACAUCCACCAAUCACAGCUCAGUUUACAACCCUGGGGGCCGGACCACCUUAAAUUUUUACUGUGGCUGAUUGGCUGCCUGCUUGAAACAAAUUAACUGAGUUAAAUUGAUCACAGAACAGAAACUGUGAACUAUGAAAUUUAAUAAUGAGACGAAAUAUAACAAGAAAUUAAAUUAAAAUAACAAAAAAAGUACAAAUUAAAAGUCCCUAAAAAGAAAAUUGCAAUUCUAUUUAAAACUUUUAAAAUAAAAUAUCAAAAACUACCACUGAAGAUAUUUUUAUUGAUAUUAUUUUAUCAAAUGUAUUUGAAAACGUUUAAUAAUAACAGAGAUAACUGGCACAUUUAAUGUUUAUAAUAUCAUGUUUUCUACUAAUAGUUUAAAAGCACCAAUUGUAAACUUAAUAAAUAAUUUAUGAUAGUUUGCUUUUAUUAUUAUCAGUUAAGUAGCAAAUAAACCACUGGGAAAAAAAAUAGAUUUACAGCUACUUCUAAAAACACUUAAAGGUCCAGUGUGCAGGAUUCAGGGGGAUCUAUUAGUAAUAUAAUAAGUAUAUUUUCUUGAAAAAGACAAUCAUUGUGUGUUCAUUACCUUAGAAUGAGCCGUUUAUAUCCACAUAGGGAGCAGGUCAUGGAUGUUUUAAGAGACCUGGAAACAGUUAGAAGGCGGGCCCAUUAAUCUUUAUGAAAGUUGCUCAGCAGUGCAUGAAGCCAAAAUGGUUCAGCUUACCAGAAUGAUCGGCGCUGCGUCCGCACUGUGCGACACAUAGUCCAAGUGCACUAGAGACUACUUUACUUGUACAUGUAGCACUCUGCUAACUUGAAUGGGGAUAAAAUGAUUUAAUCGCGCAGCUCUUCCAGAUGUUAUCCGAGGGAAUGGUUUAAAUCCCGAUGGUGAAACAAGUCAUUUCGAGGGGGUUGUGAUGCUAAAAAAAUAUACCCACUGAUUCACAGAUGUCUCUUUCCCAAUGUAAGUCCCUAGGAAAAAGUCUUCUUGGGCCACAGGGCAUCACGUGAUGGACCCAGAUGUUGUAAUUCCACUGUUUGGCCACUAUGAAAAUUGACUUCAAAGCCUGGCGCAGUUCCUUGGGGUCCUCAGCAGGUCUAUGGAGAUCGCCAUGUUGCGCUGCUGUGUUUCCACGGUAGCCCAGAACAGACAAACCAAACACUGGCUCUAGAUAGGGACAUUUGCGGUAUCGCAUCGGCCACCGUAGUGCAAGCCCCUCUGUUAUGAGAGCAUCAGAAUAUUACAGAUUAUUAACGGGCAACAGCUUUAUUCAGUGUUUUUACCACUUUAAAUCACCUGGUUUGUUUGUUUGGGAGGCGUCUGCAGAUAAUUCUACUCACGUUAAAAACCUAAAAACAAAUUAACGCUAAAGGAAUUCUAACCAGGAGAAGUUUCAGCUGGUUGUAAUUCACAAUCUUCACCACUAGAUGCCACUAAAUCCCCCUAAAUCUUACACACUUAACCUUUAAGUAACUAUUUCAUCUUUCUCUCCACAUUGAGAUUUGAGUGUCUCAUGACGGUCCAAAUCCUCCAUAAAAGGUUUUCACCUUUAAAAUGUUUGCAGAUAAAACUUUUUAUUUUUCAUCAUAUCAAAGUCUUGAGUAUUUGCAGCACCAGAAACAUAUCAGUCAAACUCCAAAGCAAACACACAGAUCGAAUACGAUAAAGUGAGCCAAGGAUGUCCCCUUUUUUAUGCUCGACCUUUUCCUCCUGUUAAAAGCCAUGUAUCUAUAUUUAAAGGAUCUUCUCCUCCGCCUGUCCUGGGUCAGCUGUAGUUUUAUAUAACAGAGCGGUAAAACGACUAUGAAGGUAAAAGAAAAGUGAAGGAUGUCAUUUUUGUACCAAGAGGCAAAGGGUGAUUUAGGGUUUAGUGGGUAGAUUUUAAAACCACAGUGGUCAAGAGUGCAAAUUCAUGUAUUUAUUUUAUUUUUUCUCCUAAAAGCACUCUCAGCCUCCAUCCAUCGCUCGUUAAAAGCUUUGGAGGCAGAGUUUGGGUAUCGUUUGUCGUUAAGCCGGAGGUUUCAGAACCAGUCUUGAUCUUUUAAUGACUACCUCCCAAAUCCAACACAGACUUGUCGACUUUGGUUUUUACCACAUGCAGCCACCACAUCCUCCUCAUGGGCAGGCCCUCUUCACCUCCCUCUCACCCUGUCACUCACUCACUCAUUUACUCAGUUUGUUUUUUAAUCUCACACACACACACACACACACACACACACACACACACAGAGUUCAUCACACACUACUUUUCUGUUUACUCCGUCCAGACAGCGGGUGUCAGCGCCGAAAUGACAAGUCAAAUUAUUUUGGGGUCAUUUCCAUGGGUGACACACACACACAAACACACACACACACACACAUAACUCCCAGCCUCAUCACACACUACUCCUAUCAUCCUCUCCUCACUUCUCUCUCUCCGUCUGUCACUCACUCACACACACUCAUCCACUCUGUGACAAGUCUGAGUGUCAAUAUUGCUUUUCUGAGCGCGUGGCAGAGUGAACAUAAAUCCCUCGAGUGUAAACACUUUGACUGUUAAGGGAUAGUUUGGAUGUUUUGAAGUGGGGUUGUAUGGAGUAGUUAUCCAUAGUCAGUGUGUUACAUACAGUGGAUGUCAAUGUCUGGGAGCCCCCAGUUUGGAGAAGCAGGCUGGAGUCUGACACACUGCACAGUGUACAGUUGUGGAUGGGGGUCAGCAGCAAAACAUAUUUUAGUCACCUAGAAAUAGUCUCAUCUUAAACAAUCAAUAUCAGUUUGAGUGUGCGCUUUAUUGAAAGUAUUUUCACUGCUUUACCUUGAUGUCAUGCAGCCUGGUUUGGCAGGGAAGCAAUUCACGACUUCAGUUCCCCAUCUACAGUAUGCUCUCGUCAAAAACACCAGACUCCAUUGAGAAAAACAGUAAUUUUAGCUUGCUGAACACAGGAGCUGCUGGUCUACUGCUCAGUUAGUUAGUUUGUGUUAUUGUGUGACUUUGGUGAAUCUGGACUAACCCUUUUAAACGCCAAAGUCACACAAUAACAGAAACUAACUAACUGAACCAGGCAGCAGUAGAGCAGCAGCUCCUGUGUUCAGCGAUGUUAAAUCACUGUUUCUCUCAAUGGAGUCUGGCUUUGAUUAGAGCUCUUUAAUGACUGCAUUUUGCUGCUGACCCCGUCCACAGUCUCCACGUGGGACUCCAGCCUGCUUCUCCAAAUCACAGCGCGCUGACUGACAUCUACUGUUUAUAAUACAGAGUGCAAUUUUAAAUCCAAUCUGUCGCUCUACACUUAAAGGAGCUCUGUUGUUCAAAGAAACAGAGCGUUAUAUUUCCACAUGAAUUAACCAACGGUCUGCCACUCUUAAGGUUCAUUCUCACUGCUGUGAUGCGGAAAUGCGGGACGGUUUUGCGGAAUAUUCGCGUUUAAACCAUACACACAGGCGCGGUACGGACGUGGUGCGGAAUUUUGCGUUGUUGUGUUCCAAGUCCGCGCAGUGUGAACGGGUGUGGAUGAACAUGGACGAGAGUAGCAGCAGCAGCAGCAGUGAGCUAGCAAGCUAACGUUUAACAAGCAUCAACAUCAACUUUCUUUAGCACUUACCACUCACAAGCUGGACAAUGGACUGCCAGACGUUGUCCUUUAAUUCAUUGUUCAUAAAAUCAUCCCGUCUUUUAUCAAAAAGGACGGGGUGCUGUGAAACGAGUUUUAUCAACCUUUCUCCCAUACUGUCCUGCCUGACUGGAUUUUGGACUCUCCCGGGUCUGUGCGACGUCACUGUAAACAAACAAUUUCAUUGGCCCAACUGUGUAGUUCCGCUGGGGAAUUCCACAGGGGUCAAAGUCUGGGCAGAAACUUUUUUCACCGCACCAAAGUUCCACCCCGGUGUGCAAACUUCCAUAAGAACCCAUGAAAUCAGCUUUUAUAUUUUUCCGCAAGAAUAAUCCGCACGGAUAUUCACCCUCAGUGAGAAUGGACAUUAAGAGUGCAGGGUUCUGGAUAACCGAACUGUACAUUGCAAAAGCGCUCUGAAUUUACAAAUCGUCGAGUUUGUGCCAGAGUGCUCUCUGGAACUCAAAGUAAGUAUUUCCAAACGCACCCAUACUGUCUAUCAAUAAGUACCUCAAGCAACCCCUCUUCAAAAAAUCAGAGCUAUCCCUUUAAGACUGUUGUACCCUGAGCUUCGAACAAAAUAUAAAUAUAUAAAACUCCGUGUGUGAGGUGCAUAGGUGUGUCAAAAAAUAAGCAGAAUAGCAUCCUUUGUGACGGGACUCACGGGAGUUUUGUUUGUCAGUAGUGGAGCGCGAGGCACGUUCUUUAGAGCAACACUAGGGGUCGCUGUAAUCACAAAACAGGAAGACAAUCGUGCUGAGAAAUAGUUUAAAGAACCUGCAUCCCCCCCUGAAAAAAAAACGAAACGUGCUCCUGUAUAAUGAUGUUUAGAAGUCUCACUCACUUUCCAGUGUUAAUUUGUGCUGGUGACAGUCUGUUUUUAAUUGUUCUCUGAGAAUUGAUAUUAUUAUUAUUAUCAUCAUCGCCACAGCUUUCACUGACAGAAGCUGGCAUGGUGGUAUAGAAAUCUGCGUUUCUUUGUGUAGGUUAGGCAUCUUGUUUUAUUUGGAAUUUUAUUUUAUUAUAUAAAAAUAUUCUAUAAAUAUAUUUUUUGUUUUUCUCUUUUGGGGUUUUCUUUUUUCUUCAAAAAGGGUGUUACUAAUGUUGCACGAUUUUUAUGACAUGAAACAAACAACACAAGCGUAGUGAUAUUAGUACACGUGUGGCUGUGGACGGAGGCGCUGAGCAGGUCGACCGCGACAAAACGCUUCAAUGCUGCAACUUUUGAGUCCAAUGUACAAACCUCUGAGUCCACACACGCUAACAUGGAGGGGGGGGGGUGGGGCGUGACACGUCUAACUUAUUUCUGACCAGACACAAUGAUGUCAAUGCAUGGGCGAAGAGUGAAUCAUGUUAUAGGAAAUAAAAUGUAAUAUCGACACAAAUAUACAUCACACAGAAAUACAUUUAAGAAUAAAAAAGAAAAAAAUGAAAUUGAAGAAAAAAGUUUAAAAUAAAUUAUAGCUAAUAUAUUGUGUUCGGCUAGUCUGCUUUUUUGUUGUAAAGAUAAUUUUUUUGUUGUUUUUGGAGAAUGAUAUACAAUUUGUGUAUAUUUUCAUAAAUAAAGUAUGCACUGAUAUGUUAUUACAAAUUCUAUACUGCUUUUACAAAAAAAAAGUGUUUGUUAUUGUACCAAAGUAUCCAUUGGUCCCCUCUUACCCGCCUCCCCUUUUUGCGUAUGUUUUACCGUAUUUUAUAUAUUAAAUAGACAAGUUGACCUACAGAAAAGUUUGACUUUGGCUCUUUUAUUUGUGACUGUCUGUUGUUCUGUCCUGUGCAGAGUUUGCAUGUUCUCCCUGUGUCAGCGUGGGUUUCCUCCAGGUGCUCCAGCUUCCUCCCACAGUCCAAAGACAUGCAGGUUAAUUGGUGACUCUAAAUUGUCCGUAGGUGUGAAUGUGAGUGUGAAUGGUUGUCUGUCUCUAUGUGUCAGCCCUGUGAUAGUCUGGUGACCUGUCCAGGGUGAACCCUGCCUCUCGCCCAGUGUCAGCUGGGAAAGGCUCCAGCACCUCCCGCGGCCCCUAACAGGAUAAGUGGUUACGGAAAUUAAUGAAUGACUCCAAAGUGCUUCUCCAAACUGGGGGCGCUCCAACCGACAUCUGCUGUAUGUAAUACACUGGAUAUGAAUAAGUACCCCAUACGACCCCACUUAAAUAAUCUGAACUCUCCCUUAAAGUCACGGUGUGUUCCGACCUGUGUGUGAUUUUUUUUUUUUUUUUUUUUGUCAAACUUUAGUUUUCUUUGCAAAAUCCAAAUGACAAGUCCGUGUCAGACAGCUGACGGUAUUGUAAUGCCCUUUAAUUUUGAAUGUUUACAUGAAGGUAAAUAGGAAAGAGAAUCUGACUGCAGCGGACGACACAGGGUGAGUUAGUUAGUGUUGGUCUUUCUGUGGAGCCGGAUCCACAGCUGUAAGCUGCUGUAGUGAAUGUAACGGCCAAACAACCAAGGACUAUUUACAUUUCAUUGUUCUGUUUUUUUUUUUCAUUUAAUUAUUAUUUAACCCAUUAAAUGUUUUUUUUUAAUGUGGAAAUGUCCCUCAGAAAGUCACAGAGCCAAAGGUUACAUCUCAGCUAAACAAUAUUGGAUUUUCGGUGAUGUAACAGAAAGAAAAGCAGCAAAUAAUUUCAUUUCUGAACCUGAACCAGUGAUGUUUUUGUUUUUUUGCCCAACUAUCGAUUAUCAAAAUUGUUGCUGAUAUAUUUAUUAUUGAUUGAGUUAUGGUUGUUGCAGUAUUCACUGGUUUCCUGCAGCGUCUAAAGUGUGAAUGCAGACGUCACCAGACUGCACCAACAGGCCACUGAAUGCAUUUUCCCAACAUAAUUUAAAAAUGUUUCAUAUGCUUUCAUUGUGUUAACCACGAGCUUUGGCUUUGCUUUACAAUCAUACAUUUAUUUUAAAGAGAGCUUGCCUCCAUUAUUCCAAUGUCCACACUCUGUAUGUGAUGAACUUGAUCUGGAUCAUAAUAAUGCUUCUGGGGAGCAGGGUGACAGUUUUCACUCGUAGUUAGUGUUCACAGUAAUCCAUAGUAAAGCCAGUGCAGGCUGCUUGUUGACUGUAAAUGAACUCUAGAUGCUGGUGUGCUACAGUACAAGGUUGAAAUGUAUUCAGAGUGAGAUAAAGCUUUAAAUAUCCAUUGCCAAGUAUUUCUGUACCAUAUCCACUUGCUGAUUGAUGAUAAAGCAUUAUGAUUUCUAUGGAUGCCAUAUCUUUCUGUUACCAUAUUCAGUUAUGUCUUUUUAAUUGGCAACAAGCCGACUAAUUUAAAUAUGCAGCAGGACAAUCUUGCAGCAGGCUGUUGUAUGAAUGAUGAUGUAAUGUUUGCAGGACUUGCACUAAAUGUUGGUUAGACUGACGUGUUCGAACUUUGAAUACAGGAAAUGAUAUCU
Epinephelus moara (kelp grouper) is the source of this 11147-nucleotide messenger RNA. It is a transcript of the gene mef2d, whose product is annotated as myocyte enhancer factor 2d. Gene Ontology annotation, molecular function: histone deacetylase binding; protein dimerization activity; DNA-binding transcription factor activity, RNA polymerase II-specific. The transcript has 14 exons. Gene Ontology annotation, biological process: cell differentiation; positive regulation of transcription by RNA polymerase II. The record is from RefSeq and is a predicted model, not a curated record. The coding region runs from base 583 to 2331 and encodes 582 amino acids. NCBI's taxonomy places the organism in Eukaryota, Metazoa, Chordata, Actinopteri, Perciformes, Serranidae.